AUGCGCGCAUACUGGUAUGACAACAAGCCGGGCGACCAGCGCGAGCCCCACGACUCGGGCCGCGAGGUCUCAGAGGAGACCCUUGCCAAGCUCGGCGUAUUCUACAGACACUGCCCAACAAUCGAACAAGUGGACAAAAUCGCCGUGGAACGCGGCUACAAGAACCGCGACCAGUUGAUCGUGUCACCGGAGGCUAUGGGCGCCAUCUACGAGGACAAGGUGAAGAUGUUCUUCGCCGAGCACCUGCACGAGGACGAGGAGAUCCGGUACAUCCGCGACGGCGAGGGCUAUUUUGAUGUCCGUGGGGUGGAUGACGAGUGGAUUCGGAUUGCGCUGGAGAAGGACGAUUUGAUUGUCCUUCCUGCGGGGAUCUACCACCGUUUCACUACCAAUGAUAAGAACUACGUCCAAGCUAUGCGCCUCUUCCAAGACGAGCCGAAGUGGACAGCGCUCAACCGUGGUGCGGACGUUGAUGCGAAUCCCCACCGCAAGACUUACCUGGAUACCAUCAUCAAGCCUACUGCUGUCAAAUAA
Molecule: messenger RNA, 534 nt
Organism: Penicillium chermesinum
Lineage: Eukaryota; Fungi; Ascomycota; Eurotiomycetes; Eurotiales; Aspergillaceae
Product: acireductone dioxygenase (Ni2+-requiring)
Exons: 3
Coding region: 1-534 (177 amino acids)
Molecular function (GO): acireductone dioxygenase [iron(II)-requiring] activity
Source: RefSeq, a predicted model, not a curated record